AUGGAGCAUUUGCGCGAGAUCUGCAAGUGCCUCAAAACCCUAGUCGACUUCCUCCUCUGCCAUUGCGACAGCCUUUCGAAGCACGACCCCAAGCCAUGGGAUCCUCCCUUCGACCUGUCGCAGCCAAAGCUAGAUCUGUCUCUCGCUGUCAUCGUCGUCGUCUUCCUCUUCGUUGUUACUGCUCUCUCGUCUCACUACCACCACGGUGAGUUAUUCGCACGGGUUCAACCCACCGGCGGCGGCGGCCACCGGGAGCAGCAAUUUGUGGGGGCUGUCAUCGGCCUUCCGGAUCUCAGCGUGUGCGCAGUGGAGGAGGAGGAGCAGCAGCAAGAUCAGGUGCGGUGGUGGAAACACCGACAGCAGCAGCUGUUGGCGUACACAGCAGCCACGUCACUGGCGAGGAGGAGGCGAGUCCAGAUACAGACAGAGAAGAGCAUGUUACAGAUUUGUCUAGGAGGGAAACACUUGUUCGUAUUACAGUUGACAUUAGCAAGCAGCAUGAACAUGUUUGAUGGUAAUAAAAUAGGCUUUUUAGUGGAUGUACUUAAUGCUAUUAGACUUGAUUUUGGUUGGAACAAGUUGUCUGUUUACGAUGGAAGUACCUUAGUUACAAUGCAAGGAAAUAUUGAGUUCAGGAAUGUUUACUUCAACUAUCUUUCACGUCCAGAAAUUCUCAUACUGAGUGGCUUUUACCAAAAUGUACCUGCUAGAAAAACUGUGGCCCUUGUUGGUAGGAAUGAUUCUAGAAAAAGUAGUAUAAUUCCUCUUAUGGAGCGUUUCUAUGAUCUUACCUUAGUUACCCAGGAACCAACUUUGUUAAGUUUGAGCAUCAAGGAUAAUAUAGCUUAUGGAAGAUCUGCUAUAUUUGAUCAGAUUGAAGAAGUUGCUAAAACAAUUCAUGCACAUGAUUUCAUAACUUCUCUUGAAAUGGGAUACGAAACUCAGUUUGCACUUGAUAGUGUUAAAAGUCUACAGGUUUUAAGCAUAUUUUGCAUCUAUGUGACAGAGAUUCCUAUUGAUCUGUUCCAAGAAGUGAAUUGGCUGUUUGUUCAAGUUUCAAGUUGUUCUUGUAUAGUAUCAAAUGGACUGCAAGAAGUUCCUGCAAUUCAUUAA
Messenger RNA from Zingiber officinale, 1113 nucleotides. RefSeq lists its product as uncharacterized. The transcript is spliced from 8 exons. Bases 1 to 1113 code for a protein of 370 amino acids. The record is from RefSeq and is a predicted model, not a curated record. Lineage: Eukaryota; Viridiplantae; Streptophyta; Magnoliopsida; Zingiberales; Zingiberaceae. Gene Ontology annotation, molecular function: ATPase-coupled transmembrane transporter activity.